GUACGGAUCAGACUUUGACGCACUCACUUAGACAUCAUCAACUGCUCUGAAGCCCUCCUCCACAACACAUCUUCAGAACAAGCUCAAUUGCUUGUGCUUGAGUCAAAUUUACUGAUUCCUUCCUAGAUAUGCGGUGUCGGAGUUCUGAUUUGCUUCAUCGGAGAAACAAGCCACGGAGUAGGAAUGCACAUGUCGGCAAUAAAACCAGCAGAGCUGGUCAAGAUGCUCCAUUGGCAAUACUUCCACUCUUUAAUCGUGACUGUCGGAAUAUCUCUCAUCAAGUUAUCUGUCGCUACGUUUUUGUUAAGGCUGGUGCCUGGCAAAGGAUAUAAGAUAUUUUUAUACUGCAUGAUUGCGUUUUUGGUUGCUUUUACAUUAUCUAGCGCUGGCACACUCAUAUUCUCUUGUAUACCCAUUCGAGCAAGCUGGGAUGCAGCCGGCGAGCCCAACGCAAAAUGCUUCAGCAAUGCGACAUUUACCGCAAUCGGCAUGUUCAACAGCUGCGUAAACAUCGUAACCGACGUCCUCUUUGCAUCCCUCCCAAUCCCCAUGGUCUGGAACCUCCAAGUCAACAUCCGCACCAGAAUCUCCCUCAUCGCCAUCUUAUCCCUCGGAUACUUCGCCUGUGCCGCCUCGAUCGUCAAAACCGUCAUCCAAUCCAACGUCCUCUCCAACCCAGACUCCACCCGCAACGACUCCUACUUCAUCUGGAACAGCAUCGAACUCUACGUCGGCAUCCUGGCCGCCUCGCUGCCCUCGCUCCGCCCGCUCUUCCGCUCCAUCCUCGAGACGACGCGGUCCCUGCGCACGCGCGGCAUCACGUCCAGCGCCAAUAUGGGCGGCACGCGACAUAAGUAUUAUAUCCACGAGGAUGGGAUUGGGAUGAAUAGUCUGCAGAGCCAGAAUAAGUUGGCGGGGGGAGGAGAGGCGAAGGCGCCGUACGAUGUAAGGAUUACGGGGGUGGAGAGCGGGAGUAAUAAGAGCGAGGAGGAGAUUGUGAAGGGGGAUGGGGAGAGUAGUGAGGAUGUGUGGCCGUUGCAGGGGAUUAAGAAGACGGUCGAUGUUACGGUUUCUUAGGGUGCGCGGUGGGGAAAAGUUGGGAUGGGGA
Molecule: messenger RNA, 1108 nt
Organism: Mollisia scopiformis
Lineage: Eukaryota; Fungi; Ascomycota; Leotiomycetes; Helotiales; Mollisiaceae
Exons: 5
Coding region: 184-1077 (297 amino acids)
Source: RefSeq, a predicted model, not a curated record